Molecule: messenger RNA, 1653 nt
Organism: Adineta ricciae
Lineage: Eukaryota; Metazoa; Rotifera; Eurotatoria; Adinetida; Adinetidae
Source: the annotation of a GenBank genome assembly
AUGGCAACAAGUCUGUAUCCACCAAUACAUAGCCGUGAUAUUCCCGGACCGCAGCCUGGUCAAUUCGGAUUGCUGGAGAAACCUUAUCGUCCGCAGAAAAAUCUUGUAACGAAAAAUCGAGAGAUUGAAGAUAUACGCGAAGCACGUGAAAAGCAUAAUCGAGCGGAGAAACUCGAAUUGAAUAAAAUACAAUUUGAUGAAUUAACAUCGACCAAAGCUUUCAAUGCACAAGUCCGACGUGAAGUUGAACGACGUUUGAAUCAAGCUGACAACGAACUCGAGGAUCGACGUGAACGCUUGCGACAAUUACUGGCUGCUGAAGAUGCGCAAUACAUUCAAGAAGCCACGCUAUCGAAAGAAAGUUUAUCUCAACGUAUUGGCAAAAUGCGACAAAAAGCACGACGCAUACGAGAAGAGAAAGAAAGUGAACACGCUAAGCUUGUUCAAGCAAAAUACGAUCAACGCUUUCGGCGUGAUUGUGCUGAACUACGCGAACUUCAGUCGAAAGAGCUCGAUUUCGAAUUAGGAAAUGAACAUUUAUGGCAAAUGAAAGAAAAACUAGAUCGAAAGAAGGAUAAAAAGGCGGAAGAAGAUUUCUGGACGCAACUAUGGUACAGUGAUAUUGCUAAGAAGAAAGAACGUGAAGAUCGAGAUGCAUAUGAAACGAAAUCUAAAACCGAUGAUAUGACGAAAGUUAUUCGUGAGCAGAUGCAAGCUGUCGAGGCUGAACGUAGUUUACAGAAAAGCAAACGAAAGGAACAUUCCGACGCUGCUUGGGCACAGUUCCGGGCACAGAAGGAUGAAAAAAUUGCUGAAUAUCAAGACAAACUACGUAAACAAGAAGAACAAAAACGUAUAUUAGACACUGUUCUUGCUACCAAGCAAAGAGUUCAACAACAGAAAGCCGAAGAGGAACAAGCGCUCGAAGAUAAAAUAACCGAAGAAACUCGACAAGCAACAAAGAAUGAUGAACAUGAAAGAUUUCAACGCAAGAUGGAACUUCGUGAUGAAAGUCUACGUUAUCGAAACUAUCUAGAGCAGCGUAAACUCGACGAAAAACGACAACAGGCAGAACUCGAUCGUAUCGUACAAGCUGAAUUAGAUCGGCAAAAUGCUAUACGUGUUGAAAAAACACGUGCCGAAAAAGAGAAACGAAGCAAACUUCUUCAAGAAGUAGUCGAAGGUCGUCAACAGCAAAUGAUUGAACGAAGUGAACGAAAAGCUCAAGCAGCCAGUGAAUAUCAAUGGCAAAAGGAUAACAUUAAGCUUGUUUCUGAACAAGCUAAAGCAGAAGAUGUCGAACGAGAAGCUCGGAAUAGAAACAAACGAAUGACUUAUCGACAAGAUUUACAAGGACAGAUGGAUUACGAACAAAGAAAGAAGAAAGAGGAGGAAUAUGAGAAUCAACGCGAAUUUGCAGAAGGCAUGCAAGCAGAAGUCGAAUAUCAAAAACGACUAAAUUUUGAACUUCAACAAACAGGUGUAGCGAAUCCUCAUCCGAUCCGUCAAUGGUAUUCAGCGAAAACAGGCACACUCUAUCGACCGGAAAAACCUGUACUUUUUGACGAUGAUGCCAAUCUUCCUCCUCGACGUCAUACAGCACAAUCACACCAAUCUCAUCCAACAUUACCUGUUCCUAUUGUUUACCAUUAA